Salvelinus fontinalis (brook trout) is the source of this 4170-nucleotide messenger RNA. Its product is annotated as epithelial splicing regulatory protein 2-like. Gene Ontology annotation, cellular component: ribonucleoprotein complex; nucleoplasm. Lineage: Eukaryota; Metazoa; Chordata; Actinopteri; Salmoniformes; Salmonidae. Gene Ontology annotation, biological process: regulation of RNA splicing. Gene Ontology annotation, molecular function: mRNA binding. The transcript has 16 exons. The record is from RefSeq and is a predicted model, not a curated record. The coding region runs from base 361 to 2520 and encodes 719 amino acids.
AAGUAAGUGGCUGAAUCAUACACAGGUAACUCAGAAAAAAUAGCGAGGUAGAAAAAAAAUUCUGGGCUUGUCAUGGAGUUCGCGUGAAAGAAAACAGGGAUUUUUUCCAAUUUUCUUUACCAGUUAAACCAGUAUCUCUGGAUAGAACACGCUCAAGUACUUGAUCAGGUAGAGUCUUUGGUCGAAAUCUCUUUCGUGUCCUCUUGAAAAUAAUCUUUCUUUCCCCCUAUUCGUUUACUUGACUUCAAUUGAAUUUCCAGACCUUUUGUUUGCUUCUCUUAUCACUGGAAAAAGGUGGACCUCGUGUUAUUUUUAUUUCAUCUUUGCUUUUAAUUGUAGUUUUUACCCUUGUGGUCCCUGAUGGCUUCGCACAGUGAUACUCUGGUGGUGUUCUUUGGGGCAACAGCUGGUGCAAAUGGGGGUAAACUGGGUUCGGAUGAGAGGGAAAUAAUUCUCUUGGUGUGGCAAAUUGUGGAUCUACAUGAGAAAAAGGUUGGGAAACUUCAGAGACGUCUUGUGAAGCCCGACUCUUUGGAGUUGACAGACCAGAGUAAAGAGGAGACUGGACUGUCUGUGGACGAACUCUACAAGGCUGAACCUCUGGACAAAGUUCUGCAACAGUUCCAGCAGUCCGUCUCAGCGGAGUUGAAGGCUCUGGGCAGAAGCUCCUACACACUGUGUGUCGACGGGCCCCUCAUCAUACGACAGGCCCUUCACCCUGAGGCCUCCAAGAAGAACCUGGUCCUGCCGGAGUGUUUCUACUCCUUUGUGGAUGUGAGGAAAGAGUUUCACAAAUGUUGUCCCAAUGCUGGACAGGUCCAGGACCUAACGCUGCCCUCUAUCCUAGAAUAUGUGUGCAUCCCAGAACUUCCCCUGUCAGAGCAGGUGAUGGGGCUGAAGGAGGUGAGGUGUAUGGUCCAGCUCACCCUGCACAUCCUGGCUGAGCCAUACAACCACAAAUUCUCAUGCUUUGAAGCUGUGAAGUACAAGCUUGAAUCGGGAGCAUGCAGUAAGACCGAACCAGUGGACAGUGAGACAGUGAUCAGAGCCAGGGGGUUGCCAUGGCAAUCCUCUGACCAGGACAUCGCCCGCUUCUUCAAGGGCCUCAACAUCGCCAAGGGUGGUGUGGCCCUCUGUCUGAACGCCCAGGGCAGGAGGAACGGUGAAGCCCUGGUUCGGUUCAUCAACCAGGAGCACAGAGACCUGGCCCUGGAGAGACACAAACACCACAUGGGCAGCAGAUACAUUGAGGUAUACAAAGCCACAGGAGAGGAAUUCCUCAAGAUCGCUGGAGGCACGUCCAACGAGGUGGCCCAGUUCCUGUCCAAGGAGAACCAGGUGAUCAUCAGGAUGAGGGGUCUUCCCUUCACCGCCUCUCCCCAGGACGUGUUGACCUUCCUGGGGACCGACAGCCCCGUGACGGACGCCAGCGACGGCCUACUCUUCGUAAAGUACCCUGACGGGCGGCCCACAGGCGAUGCCUUCGUCCUGUUCUCCUGUGAGGAGUACGCUCUGAACGCUCUGAAGAAACACAAGCAGAUCCUGGGCAAGAGAUACAUUGAGCUGUUCAGAAGCACUGCAGCGGAGGUCCAACAGGUCCUGAACCGUUACAUGUCCACCCCUCUGAUCUCCACGCUGCCCUCUUCCAUGGUCCCCAUGCCGGUCUUGGCCACGCCCCCCUACCUGGCAACUGGCAGCACGCGGGACUGUGUCCGUCUGCGAGGUCUACCCUACACCGCUGCUAUAGAGGAUAUACUGGAGUUCAUGGGAGAACACACUAUUGAUAUUAAACCACAUGGAGUUCAUAUGGUGCUCAACCAACAGGGUCGUCCCUCAGGUGAUGCCUUCAUUCAGAUGAGGUCAGCUGACAGGGCGUUCAUGGUGGCCCAGAAGUGCCACAAGAAGAUGAUGAAGGACCGCUAUGUGGAGGUGUUCCAGUGUUCUACUGAGGAGAUGAGCUUCGUCCUGAUGGGAGGAACACUCAACCGCAGCGGCCUGUCCCCUCCACCCUGCAAACUACCCUGUCUGGCUCCUCCAGCCUAUGCUGCGUUCCCUUCUCCUGCCAUGCUCUCUGAGGCUGCUCUGUACCAGCCCCCCCUACUGGCCACCCCCAGAACACCCCAGCCCCCACACAGCCCCCACCCCACCCCCACCCUGGCCUACUACCCCCCACAGCACCACCCUGCACAGCUCUACAUGAACAUGAACAUGAACUACACUGCAUACUACCCCAGCCCCCCAGUCUCUCCCUCCACGAUGAGCUACUUUGCGUCUCCUCCAGGGUCAGUAGCGUUAGCGGCCCAGCAGCCCCAUGCCCAAGGCCACAUUGCCUCUCCCAUGAUGCCCCAGCACGGCGCUCUAGUUAGGAUGCAGGGUCUGCCCUACAACGCCGGGGUCAAAGACAUCCUCAGCUUCUUCCAGGGAUACCAGUACUCUCCUGAAGACUACAGCAGCAUGGUUCAGAUGAGUCAGGGACAGACCAGGAGUCUAAUCCAGCCCAAAGAGUGGCUCUGUCUGUAGGGAGACUUAGCUCCAGCCGGACGCCAUCCUCCUGUUGUACAACUUCAGCGGCCAGCGUAGCGGCGAGGCCCUGAUCACCUUCCCCAGCGAGGAGUCAGCCAGGCGGGCCGUGGCCGAGCGCGCCAACCACCCCCUGUCUGGUCUCCCCGUCCGCCUGUUGGUGUGCUGCGACUGACCUCCACCAGCUGACCGCGACCAUGGAGGGAGGAGUCGAGGACCGCAACCGCUGAUUCCGCUUCUCCCUCCUUGUCACUUCUUCUCCCUCCACUACUGAUACACACACACACACACACACACACACACACACACACACACACACACACACACACACACACACACACACACACACACACACACACACACACACCUCCCCGCAAACAAUCUGCCGACUCUCCUCCUUCUUAGCCUCUUUCUCAAACUCCCUCUCAACAUUCAUACACAGACUGACAGACACCUCUCCCCACAGCACUAGGUUGUACACAUAUUUAUAUAUGAUGCACAUCCUCGUUCCUGUGUCUGGCACAAAGUGCCUUGUGUGAAUACUUCCACAACAGCCACUGACGAUGCCAAUGAAAUGUACCACUCACCUAAAGCAUGAAACCACUUCUCCCCUUGUUUUAGCUAAAUGACCACUACAGCCCCACUAUAUGAGAUGUUCAUACCUUCAAAAUCCCUAUUCCCCUGUGUCUGGUUUGUCAGUCUGAAAACACUACUGUAUGUAGCCUACCGUGUGCAUGUCUGCAAAAAUGAUGUACUGUAUGCAUGCUAGUUGUAAAUGAUGUGCCUUCCAAUGCUGGGCUGUACAGUGUAAUAAUAGAUAAGAGCCAUAUAGACUGACUGGAACUGAAACUACUACUGUAGUGGAUAGAAGGGAAAUCAGACGCUCCUUCCACUACUCCCUUUUGUAAAACUAGAAAAGACAAGGCCACUAUGUACAGUAGUGAGAUCGACAGUAACAUGCUGGAUGCUGAGCUUAAUGACAGCUACUUGUGUAACAGUGUUUGUUUCUGCUGUGAAAGCAUUUGUAUGGCAUGCCAUUCUAUUUAGAAUAAUAUGUUCAAGCACUCUUUGUCUUUGUUACAAUCAGACUAGGCUAAGGCUCAAGUAGCCGAAGUCUCAUUUAGUUCUGUAGUAUACUAGCAUGACAAAUAUUGUUUUUUUUUGUUUAAUCCCCAAAAACUCUAACUAAAAUUUAGAUUUAUUUAAAUGUGAAAAGAGUUGGCUGUGUGUCUACAUGAUCUUUAAGCAAUAUCCUUUAUCCCUAAAGAGAGUAGAUCUCUGUGCCAUCUGUUUUCUUCCAGACUAUAUUUUAUAGAAAACCGUCUUCUGCAGCAUGCUUUCCAUUCUCCCUUGUUUUUGGACUGUCAAACUGUGUAAAAAAAAAUAUAAUAAAAUGAAAUAAAAAUAUAUAUGUAUAACGCCGAAUGAGUUGUUCAUGUGACUGGGCUGCUGAGAACACUAGUGUCUGGUUUCUCGUUUUCGCUGUGCCUAUAUUACCCAGAGUGCAAUAGCAGCCCCCUCUGUGGCUUGGCUGACCUCUGGUGGCUGAUGAACAUUUUUUGUUUCUUUUAAGCAAGUUUGAGACUUGACUUGUAUGAAUUUAACUACUGUAUGUGUAUAUAACUGUUUGAAUAAAUAAAUUAAACUUUA